Messenger RNA from Paralichthys olivaceus (Japanese flounder), 1089 nucleotides. NCBI's taxonomy places the organism in Eukaryota, Metazoa, Chordata, Actinopteri, Pleuronectiformes, Paralichthyidae. The record is from RefSeq and is a predicted model, not a curated record.
GAACCUGAGGGAUCCUGGAGAGAAGAAGAGAGCGCAGGGGCAGCCGUCGGAGUGAUGAGGCUGUGAGGGAGAGCUGCUCAGGGAAAGCUCGAUCAGGUUGUUUUGGGGCAUCGUCUGGUCUGAGAGGAAUCGCUCUGCAGAACCAUGGGAGCCUCCAGUGGCAAGGCGUCUCUCCUCUCGGGGCUUCUUGUGUUCAUGCUGUGUGUCGUCGUCUCUCGGUGUCAGGAGGAAUUCUCUGGACAACUCUCAGGUGAGGAGCGCACCUAUGAAGGCUCUUUGGUCAAUAACUAUGACAACAUGGCCGCCCCUCAACCAGAGUAUCCACCGGAGCCGACUCAGCGCUACGACGACGACUACGACCAUUACGGCCCCAUCCCCUCCCGGGUCACCAUGAUCACUGAGGACACUUUCCCUUACGCCACCACCACCGAGUCCCACUACGCCAAGGAGGACAUGGAGACCAUGCAGGUCCCGUACGAGUACCCUGCAGCAGGGCCGGACACAGAUUCCUCCGAGGAGUCUGGGGCUGAUGCUGCACUCGGGGAGGAGGGGCCCACAGAAUGCGACUGUGAACCUGGAGAACCUGGAUUUGCUGGAUUUGCAGGACCAAAGGGAUCCAGAGGCUUGCAGGGUAAAACCGGUGAGCCAGGAGCUCAAGGCCGAGAGGGUUACAAAGGAACCAAAGGUGUUCGAGGAAGAGGCGGAGACCCCGGACCAGUGGGCGAUGUCGGGCUUGAAGGAGACGACGGUGCUUCUGGUUUCUCUGGAGCCAUGGGAGAACCUGGACUUCCAGGAGACCCAGGCGAGCAUGGAGAGCUGGGUCUGAAGGGCGACGUCGGUAUGGAGGGACCUGGCGGAGGCGUCGGAGCUCCUGGUGAGACUGGCCCUCGUGGUGAUGCUGGGCCUCAAGGACCAAAGGGAGGUAGAGGUAUCAAGGGGUCUCAUGGGGAUGAAGGCAAAGAGGGUCCACAGGGACGCGAUGGACAGAAGGGUCAAACCGGAGCCCCCGGGUUUCCAGGUGACGUCGGAGACAGAGGCUACACUGGGUACCCUGGACAGCUGGGGGGCAUCGGACCCACUGGACCAAAG